Molecule: messenger RNA, 797 nt
Organism: Trichogramma pretiosum
Lineage: Eukaryota; Metazoa; Arthropoda; Insecta; Hymenoptera; Trichogrammatidae
Product: general odorant-binding protein 69a-like
Exons: 4
Coding region: 132-554 (140 amino acids)
Biological process (GO): sensory perception of smell
Molecular function (GO): odorant binding
Source: RefSeq, a predicted model, not a curated record
AGCUUACAAAUUCUAAUGUCAUGGCUGUGAUCGUGCCAUUCGUUCGAACGAUUGCGUCUAUCAAACACGAACUUGAGAUAAACUAAAUUUUUCGCGUAUAUAUCGGAUCCAACGACAGUGACUCAAAAGUUAUGAAGUUGUUUAUCGAAAUUUUUAUACUCGCGGUUGCCGCUUUUUGCCUGGUUACUGCCGGUAGGCCAGAUUUUGUGACGGAUGAGAUCCUAGAGAUGGUGGCUGGUGACAAGGCUCGAUGCAUGAACGAACACGGAACAACCGAAUCAAUGAUCGACGCUGUGAAUGAGGGUAACAUUAUGAACGAUCGAGCCAUCACCUGCUACAUGUACUGCUUGUUUGAAGCAUUCAGCUUGGUAGAUGAGGACGGCAUUCUCGAGGUCGAGAUGUUGGUCGGUUUCCUUCCUGAGAACAUGCAAGCCUCCGCCGAAACUAUCGUCAAUUCAUGCAUCGACGAAAGCCCUGGCGAUGUGUGCGAUAAGAUGUACGCCACGGCAAAGUGCAUAUACGAUAAGCGUCCUGACUUGUGGUUCAUGCUCUAAAGAUCUGAAAUACGAAUCAAAGUGAAUAGUUAUAUAAGCGUGAUUGUGCACAGUCGAAGACAAGCGCAACCGAUUGGCAUUUACGUACAUAAGAUGGACUCGAAUUACCACAUGUGUACAAGGUGUGUAAUCAGUUCUUGUAAAAUGACUUCUGCGAUCGAGCUGGCUCAUUAAAAUUAUUGUACACGCAAUAAUAUGAAAUUCUUAUUUUUAUUUGAAAAAAUAAAGCAAUUAUAAAAAUUU